Molecule: messenger RNA, 2120 nt
Organism: Zophobas morio
Lineage: Eukaryota; Metazoa; Arthropoda; Insecta; Coleoptera; Tenebrionidae
Product: probable ATP-dependent RNA helicase DDX55 homolog
Exons: 3
Coding region: 211-1974 (587 amino acids)
Cellular component (GO): nucleolus
Molecular function (GO): ATP binding; nucleic acid binding
Source: RefSeq, a predicted model, not a curated record
UGUCACUGUCAAAUAACUGUCAAAUUAUAAAACUACAUAACCUAAAAUUCCACAUGCACGCAAACAUAUUUGAACACGGCUGAUUUUUUUUCCAAAUUCCUUUUAACUCUUCCAAGAGACGACAACAGUAAACAGACAGGAAUAUCUUUCAAACUAUAACUCAUGGUUUUAAAUUAAUUCCACUGUUAAGUACGCACUCAACCACCAACCAUGCGAAAACCUUGGGAGCAACUCGGUGUACCCCUCCACGAAGAAAUCCAAAAAGGCAUCAAAUCGUUCAAUUUUCCAUCAAUGACACCAAUCCAAGCAGCUACCAUACCACAACUAAUCAACAAGAAAGACGUGGUAGCUGAAGCCAUCACUGGAUCUGGCAAAACUUUGGCUUUUCUGAUUCCGUUACUGGAGAUACUGAAGAGACGACAGGAGGAUAAAUGGAGGAAACACGAAAUCGGCGCGUUGAUCAUCUCACCAACGCGCGAAUUAGCUCUGCAGACUAAGGAAGUUCUGGAACAACUUCUGAAAUUUGUUUCGGGUUUGACCCACCUCUUGCUUGUCGGCGGCAACUCCAUCGAAGAAGACCUCACCACCUUCAAACAAAACGGCGGCAACAUCAUCAUCUGCACCCCUGGAAGAUUCGAAGACCUUUUAUCAAGAAAAACAGACAUCAAUUUCACAACUUCACUAAAAAGCCUCGAGAUUCUCAUUCUAGAUGAAGCAGAUCGCCUUCUAGACUACGGUUUCCAAAAAUCCAUUGACACCAUUUUAAGCUAUCUACCCAGACAACGUCGCACCGGUCUCUUCUCAGCCACCCAAACCAAGCAAUUACAGGACUUAAUCCGAGCAGGCCUCCGGAACCCCGUUCUUGUCAGCGUCAGCGUUAAAGCCAAACACAGCACACCCGAACAACUAAACAACUACUACAUCGUUACCAACCACAACAAUAAGUUGGCAGCAGUGUUGUCGUUCAUAGAAAACGAGAAAGUCCACAAGGCGAUGUUGUUUCUACCGACUUGCGCAACCGUGGACUACUGGUCCGGAAUAUUCCCUCAUGUUCUAAAAGACGUCCCUGUGCUGGCAAUGCACGGAAAAAUGAAAGACAAACGUAAAAAAAUUCUAGAACGUUUCAAAAACUUGUCCAAGGGUUUGUUGCUGUGUACCGACGUUCUAGCAAGGGGUAUAGAUAUUCCAGAGGUGGACUGGGUGCUCCAGUGGGAUCCCCCAGCGAACGCCAGCGCUUUCGUGCACAGGGUCGGACGCACGGCGAGACAAGGCCGCGAGGGCUCCUCUUUAAUUUUUCUCCUAGACACCGAAGAACCCUACGUUCACUUCAUCGAAAAAAACCAACGCGUCAAACUCGAACCCCUUGAAGACACCUCCACUACCACCUCACCACUAGUCGAAACUCUGCGCAAUCUGCAAAAAACCGACCGAGAUUUAAUGGAAAAGGCAACCCGAGCUUUCGUUUCUCACAUCAGAGCCUACUCAAAACACGAGUGUUCUCUGUUGUUAAAAGUGAAGGAAUUGCCUUUUGGGGAUGUCGCCUCGACGUACGGACUGCUCCAGCUGCCGAAGAUGCCAGAGCUGAAGAACUUCGAUGGUGGGGGUUUCGUUACAGAGGAAGGGGUGGAUUUGAACGCGGUUCCGUAUAAGGAUAAACAGAGGGAAGCUGUGAGGAGGCAAAAGUUGGAGGUUUAUAAAAAAACGGGGGCGUGGCCAGGGCGGAAAGUGAAGGUUAUUAAAAAAGAGACAGAGGCGUGGUCGGUUAGUAAGCAAAAGCGGGCGGAGAGAAAAGAGAGGAAGUUGAAGAGGAAGCAGGUGAAAGAUGAAGGGGGUGGGGGGAAGAAGAAGCGGAAGAAAGGGGGGAUUAGUGAGCAGGAGAUGAGUGAGUUGGCGGAGGAUAUCGCGUUGAUGAAGAAGUUGAAGAAGAAGAAAAUUAGUGAGGAUGAGUUUGAGCGGAAGUUUGGUGUGGCGUGAGGUAUAAUUGAGGAAAAAACAUUUCGGAGACUUUCCACGGUGAUAAUGUGCCUAAUCGUUGUAAUUAUCGUUAUUAAAAAUUGAAUGAUUGAUACAUUCAGAAUUUUAUUCGUGUUGGAAAAAAAUAAAACAUUUUCCGUAAGAAA